AUGGGUACAUGUUACAGUAAACGAUCUGGUUGUUACGAUUUAAACUCGUUUAAUUCUACUUUACCACCACCCGAAACUCCAAUUGCUCUAAGACGAUUUAGUAGUCUACGUCAAAGUUUAAAAACGAUGACAUUUUCACAUCAUAAUCGAAAAAGUUUUCGCUAUAAAACUGUUGUUAAAAAUAGUACAAAUAAAAACUGGUAUAUUAUACGUUAUAAUGAAACAAAAGAAUGUCUCGUAUGA
Didymodactylos carnosus is the source of this 243-nucleotide messenger RNA. NCBI's taxonomy places the organism in Eukaryota, Metazoa, Rotifera, Eurotatoria, Philodinida, Philodinidae. The record is from the annotation of a GenBank genome assembly.